GGCGGUUACACCCAGAAAUCACAAUAGCUUCUCUCUUCACAGAACAUUAACUGAUUUCCUAUUUCUGCACCAAUCAAGUUAUGGAUCAUCUAGAAGAAACAAUGGAAGAUUAUGAGUACUAUUCCUAUUACCCGGAAUAUUCCUCUCCAGAGCCUUACUUGGAGGAGAAAGUCUACCUGGGUGCUGUUCAUUGGGUCUCCCUGGUGUUGUGCGGCUUAGCAUUUGUUCUGGGAAUUCCAGGAAAUGCCAUGGUCAUUUGGCUCACAGGAUUCAAGUGGAAGAAGACAGUCACCACUCUCUGGUUCCUUAAUCUGGCAGUUGCAGAUUUCAUAUUUGUUCUCUUCCUGCCUCUGUACAUUUCCUACGUAGCCAUGAAUUUCCAUUGGCCCUUUGGCAUUUGGUUAUGCAAGGCCAAUUCUUUCAUUGCCCAGUUGAACAUGCUUUCUAGUGUUUUUUUCCUGACAGCCAUCAACCUGGACCGCUACAUUCAUUUAAUCCAUCCUGCUUUAUCUCAACGGUACCGAACUCUGAAGAAUUGCCUGGUUGUUAUUAUAUUCAUCUGGCUUUUAGCCUCUCUAAUUAGUGGUCCUGCCCUAUAUUUCCGGGACACGGUGGAGUUCAAUAAUGGCACUCUUUGCUAUAAUAAAUUCCACGAACAUGACACUGAUCUGACCUUGAUGAGACACCAUGUUUUUACCUGGGUGAAAUUUAUUGUUGGCUACCUCUUCCCUUUGCUAGCAAUGAGCAUUUGUUACCUGUGUCUCAUCUGCAAAGUGAAGAAGCGAAGCAUCUUAAUCUCCAGUAUACAUUUCUGGACAAUCCUAGCUGUGGUCAUGGCCUUCUUGAUUUGCUGGACUCCUUACCACCUUUUUAACAUUUUGGAGCUCACCAUUCACCACAAUAGCUAUUUCCACCCAGUGCUGCAGGCUGGAAUCCCCCUCUCCACUGGUCUAGCAUUCCUCCACAGUUGCUUGAACCCCAUCCUUUAUGUCCUAAUUAGUAAAAAGUUCCAAGCCCGCUUCAGGGCCUCUGUUGCUGAGAUGCUAAAGCAUACGCUGUGGGAAGUCAGCUGUUCUGGCACAGUCAGUGAACAGCUCAGGAACUCUGAAAUCAAGAAUCUGCCUCUCCUGGAAACAACCCAUUAACAUCACUUUUCAAAAAAAAAAUCAAUGUAAUGUUUUCAUGUGGGUCUCUUGGCAGAUGCUUCCAGAUUAAAUUUAGUUCCAAGAUUUAGAACUGAC
Molecule: messenger RNA, 1241 nt
Organism: Dipodomys ordii (Ord's kangaroo rat)
Lineage: Eukaryota; Metazoa; Chordata; Mammalia; Rodentia; Heteromyidae
Gene: Cmklr2
Product: G protein-coupled receptor 1
Exons: 2
Coding region: 81-1145 (354 amino acids)
Biological process (GO): positive regulation of cytosolic calcium ion concentration; inflammatory response; complement receptor mediated signaling pathway
Cellular component (GO): plasma membrane
Molecular function (GO): complement receptor activity; G protein-coupled receptor activity
Source: RefSeq, a predicted model, not a curated record